AUGGCGCCAUCGCCCAGGACCGGCAGCCGGCAAGAUGCGACCGCCCUGCCCAGCAUGUCCUCAACUUUUUGGGCGUUCAUGAUCCUGGCCAGCCUGCUCAUCGCCUACUGCAGUCAGCUGGCCGCGGGCACCUGUGAGAUCGUGACCCUGGACCGGGACAGCAGCCAGCCCCGGAGGACGAUCGCGCGGCAGACGGCGCGCUGCGCCUGCCGGAAGGGGCAGAUCGCGGGCACCACGCGAGCCAGGCCCGCCUGCGUGGACGCACGGAUCAUCAAGACGAAGCAGUGGUGUGACAUGUUCCCCUGCCUGGAGGGGGAGGGCUGCGACCUGCUCAUCAACCGGUCCGGCUGGACGUGCACACAGCCCGGGGGGCGGAUAAAGACCACCACGGUAUCCUGACGAACGCAGCCCCGCGGGGCUCGCAGGCGUGGGCUCAGCUCCCUGGAGAGUCCGCCUCAGCCACGGUCCUCCAUCCUCCACGGACUCCGCCCGUUCUCCACGGUCUGCCUGCCGUCUCCCCGUGGCCGGUCUGGGACAGCCCGCCUCCACCCUCCGCAUCCUGAACUCCCGUCUGCGGAUCCCCGGAGGCCGGGACUCGAACACACAGGUGGGGGGGCGGCGCCGGGCGUCAGCAAUACACGGCCCGUGGAGCCCGGCCGUGCCCGCCGGCGCCCAGCGGCCAGGCCCUCGUGGAGCAGGAGGCCCGGAGGCCGCGCCCCGGCCGGCGGGCGGGUGGAGCCAGCCCCCGCCCGGGCCGAGAAGCCUCUCCCCGCACCCGGACUGUCCGAAUUGCUUUUAUUUUCUUAACUCUCAGCAUACUCAAUAGACCAAAGAGCAGAAUCUAUUUUAACGUGGACGCCCUUCCCGUCCGGGUCCCGGGGUCACUGUGGGGCGGGGGAGGGCAUGGCGGCGGCGCUGACCCGCGGGUGACGGCCGUGGCGGCGUGGCGUGGAGGCCCCGCCCCCCCCCCCACCGCGGCGCGCGCCGGGAGGAUGACACAGGCCGGACAGACGCCGCGGCGCCCGCGGGACCCGGCCUGGCGUGGACCCGGCCUGGCGUGGACCCGGCCUGGCGUGGCCCGCGCCGGCGCCCCGGACGCCCGCGGACCCUCGGCUCCUCCGCGCACGCGUAGACCGACUUUCUCAUACUAAAUCACUUUCUGUUUUAACCAGUUAGACGCGCCUCCCCCGCAGCUCCGUUUUUGAUAGUUGGAUAAUCCAGUCCUCGCCAAGAGCAUGUUGGGUUUCCCCUGACUGUCAUCCGAUCCACCAUUUAGCUCCAGAAAGCAAAUUAAAGAAAACUGAAGUAACACUGUUUGAAAGAGAUCAUUAAAUGUAUUUUGCAAAGCCUAAA
Perognathus longimembris pacificus (Pacific pocket mouse) is the source of this 1353-nucleotide messenger RNA. It is a transcript of the gene Tafa5, whose product is annotated as TAFA chemokine like family member 5. The record is from RefSeq and is a predicted model, not a curated record. The coding region runs from base 1 to 399 and encodes 132 amino acids. Lineage: Eukaryota; Metazoa; Chordata; Mammalia; Rodentia; Heteromyidae. Gene Ontology annotation, biological process: G protein-coupled receptor signaling pathway. Gene Ontology annotation, molecular function: G protein-coupled receptor binding; receptor ligand activity. The transcript is spliced from 4 exons.